This is a messenger RNA of Ilyonectria robusta, 487 nucleotides long. RefSeq lists its product as uncharacterized. Bases 252 to 479 code for a protein of 75 amino acids. The record is from RefSeq and is a predicted model, not a curated record. Lineage: Eukaryota; Fungi; Ascomycota; Sordariomycetes; Hypocreales; Nectriaceae. The transcript has a single exon.
CCUCGCCUGACUUCUGCGUCUUUGGUCCAGCCCACGUGGUGGGCGCGUACACGGUUGUUUUAAACCCCUUUGUACCAACUCCAUCAUAGUAGAAGCGGGGAUAGCGGCCAUCCUUAAACUUCCCGCCUUCGUCCAGUUCCCGCUGGAGCAGCCGGUUGAUGCCCCUCCAGUGAUCCGCAUCCCAGUGCGUUAUGACGAUAGAGCGGAACUGGAGCGGAUUUGUAGGGCCAAGGUUGCUGUAGGUUUUCUCAAUGUCCUCGAUUGUCUUGGCAAUAUUCCGCGCCGCUGCGUCUCGUGCCAGCCCGCCGUCUAUCAGUACGGCCGACGUGGCUAUUCGCUCGGUUAUAGGGUUUCCGACCGCCUGGCACAGGACAUGGAUGGCACUAUCACCAAGUCCAACAUUGAUGUGGAAGGAUUCGACAAUCGUCGUGGUUUGGGUAGCCAUUGAUGCUUACUACUCGUUGACGCUCACCGUGUAACGUAUUGC